Messenger RNA from Paramecium pentaurelia, 1147 nucleotides. Lineage: Eukaryota; Ciliophora; Oligohymenophorea; Peniculida; Parameciidae. The record is from the annotation of a GenBank genome assembly.
AUGAAUUUUAAUAUAAAAGUCACAUUUAAUAACUCUAUAUGUCAUCUUACAAUUGACAAUGACAAUAACUUAAUAAUCAUGAAUUAAAUUCUAUUGAUGACAUUCCCUCUAAAUUUAGAUUCAAAUAUUGUAUGGAAAUUAGAAAAAAACAUACUACUAGGCUUUGAAAUUAAUACAUAUUAGUUUACAGGUAACCAUAAUGAUCUUUUGAAUCUAAAAUCUAACUUAGGCAAACUUGUUACCUAUAAAAAAAUCAGUAAUAUGUACAACUUCCUUAGUACUAUUGGGAAAGGUAAUUAUUCACAAGUAUGUUUACUCCAGUGCAAAAUAACAAAUAAACUAUAUGCUGCAAAAUGUAUGAGGAAAGAAAAUUAAUAAGUUUUAAAUGAUAUCAAAAGAGAGAUUAUGAUUUGGUCUAUGUUUUAACAUAAUAAUAUUGCUAGAUUCUAUGAAGUAUAUGAAAGUACAAAUACAAUUUAUAUUGUAAUGGAGAAACUAAAUAAAUUAAGAAAUGAUUAUGAUCAUGAAGAAAUUAAGUUAAUUAUGAAAGUAUGUUUAUAUUUCAAUUUAUUAGGAUAUUCUAGAAGGUGUUCAUUAUAUCCAUUCUAAGAAUAUUAUUCAUAGAGAUUUAAAAAUAGAUAAUAUAUUGAUUGAUGAUGAAAAUUAAAUUAAAAUCAUUGAUUUUGGAUUAGCUUGCCAAUUUAAUAAUAUAGAAUCCAGAAAUAUUAGUUGUGGUACUCCUGGUUAUAUAGCACCUGAAGUUCUGACGAAUAAACCUUUUGAUUAUAAAUCUGAUAUUUUUAGUGUAGGAGUUGUCAUGUAUUACCUUUACUUUAAUAAACAUUUAUUCUAAGCAGAUCAAGUGAUUGACAUCUUAAAACUCAAUAAGAAAUUCACUAUAUCUCGAUUAUCAGUUUUAAAUAUACCAGAUUGUGGUUAUCAAUUAUUAAGAAGUUUAUUGAAUCAUAAUCCAAUAUAAAGAAUAACAGCCUCAUAGGCUCUCACUCAUUGGUAUAUGAAUUCAAUCAAGGAAGAUCAUUUCAUAAAAGUACCAAGAAAUCCUUAACCAAAAUUCAAAGAUCACAUUUUAUCAUGCACAAUAAUAUACUCAAAAACUACUAUAACUUCAUAAAAUAAAAUAUAUUGA